AUGUUACUACAGCGCGAGCAGUCUGAUGGUGAUGUGUCUGCUGUGAAUAAUUCCAAAGAAGGUGCUGUUGGAUCGCUUUUAAAGAUGAACGACCGCAGUAAUGCCAAAUCAAAACGAAUGCGCUCGAAUCAGAGGUCCUUAAAUUCUGUAUUAUGUGGUUGCCUUUCACCACGUUCUGAUCGUGCAACGUCCUCCCAACAACCACCGGCCAACCUAAAUGUACAGUUACUUCCCUCGAGCGCUUUACAAUCAAUGAGGCGCUUGAGCAUCUCAUGUCAUGGUGACACCACGUCAGAUCCUUCCGUGAAAAACCGCUCUGGUCCUAACCGUUCUCUUCACAGCGUCGAAGACCCUGCUGCAGUAGUAACACCGCGUAUUCAUUUGCCUUCGUCCGCAAUCAUAACUGACGCUCUGCUCUCCAGAUCUCGGUCGGCCGACUCCGGCUCAGGGAAAAAUUCUCGAAGUUAUGGGCGUGUAGUCACGAAGCAACCUCUGUGGAAGAAUUUCAAGAUAAAGCGAAGAAAAAAUGGUGGCUUAGGGGUUCGUCGGAUGGGGAAUAAUAUGUCCUCAUCUGAUGCAGAGAGUCCUAUCAAUAGUUUGGCAAACGUCUCACCACUAUCAGGAGUAGAUGAUACUGACGUCAACGAAGCACUAGUUUUUUCACCCCUCCCCAGUCAAGCAAUACCAGAACCCACAACAACAAGUCACCACAACGCGCUUCUCGGACCGCGUAACGAAUGUGAUAAGGGCAAGAAAUGUUUCGUCAUUGACUUGGACGAAACGCUCGUUCACAGUUCAUUCAAGAUGGUUGAACAGGCUGAUUUCAAAGUUGGUGUGGAAAUCGAUGGAGUCACGCAUCGCGUCUAUGUACUAAAGCGGCCGCAUGUUGAUGCGUUCCUUUCUACGAUGGCCAAUCUUUACGAAUGUGUUUUGUUCACUGCCAGUUUGGCCAAAGUAAGUCUUUCUGACAGUCCGUCUGUUGCUUUUUUGCCAUCUCAGCGCAUCGCAUUACGACCCCAUAACUUUAUCCUUUAA
Echinostoma caproni is the source of this 1035-nucleotide messenger RNA. The record is from the annotation of a GenBank genome assembly. NCBI's taxonomy places the organism in Eukaryota, Metazoa, Platyhelminthes, Trematoda, Plagiorchiida, Echinostomatidae.